AUGGAGAAAUUGAACUUGGAACACUGGAGCGAUCUCUCUUAUCAGCUGAGCCAAGAAGUCCAUACCAAUGUCUUCCCAACGGAGCUUAAGGUAUCUUCUACGCAUCAGCUCAUCCUGUCUACCAUGGGCUAUGAUGUGAAGGUGGUCGAUUACGAUGACAUUCGAUACUCCGAGCUUAUCGGAGCGGGAGCCAACAUGGUCGUCUAUAAGGGAACGUACAAGGGGCGAGUGGUAGCUUUGAAGCGGAUUCGGCCUACGCUUUCCAAUCCCGAAGCAGCGUUGGGGACCGUCAACAUGGAGAUCAAGAUCAUGUCCGACGUCUUCCUCCGCGAUCACGACAACAUCGCUAAGCUCGAGGCCUUCACUUGGUCUCUGAGCGAAGAUAGAGAGCUUACGCCGGUUCUCGUGAUGGAGUUGGCCUGCCCAAGCUGUCCUACCCUCUCUAAAUGCAUCGAAACGAUCGAUAUCCGCGACUUCACUACUAAAGCUUACCUUAUUUCGGACAUCAUUUCUGCCCUCACCGCUAUACAUGCGGAAAACAUCAUUCACGGAGACCUCAAACCGGAAAACAUCCUACUAUUUCUGGGCUCUCGAGACGGCAUCGCGAAUGAAAGGGCACCACUCGUCGCUAAGAUCAGUGACUUCGGAUUCUGCGACGAUAGCGAUGAGCGUAAACACCCACUCAACAUGCUAGCCAACGAUGCGGCGGCAGGCGGGACUGAGUACUGGAACGCGCCGGAGUGUCUUACGGAAGCACCCGAAGACAUCAAGCAUUACGCCAGGAAGCCCGAGCGGGACAUGUACUCUUUCGGGCUGGUUGUCUGGUAUAUAUUGGGAAGCACGCCUCCACUAGGGUCGACCACAGGGAAGGAGUGGGAAGAAUCGCGCGACGCCGUCAUGAAGGCCAAGCUGAACAGCGACGUCCGGCAACGCUAUAUGUCCUGGUUCUCGAGCUCUCUCCAGAUGGUGAGGCUUGAGGGAAGUGACGCCGCCAUUGAAACCUUCGAGGCGGAGUUAGAGGAGGAAGUACCCGAGAUCGACUUCGCGAGGAUCAUGAUGAUCAACAAAAUCAAAAAUGACCCUCUUUUCCGUACUCAGGUAAUGUUUGAUGAGCUAUUGUUCAGGGCUGAGGGAAAGGUGUGCUGGGCCAUUCGUGAUCCUACCAGAGAGGAAAUGGUGCCAUGCCCGGGCUACCUUCCCGUGAUGGUUCCCUUCAUUCUAGCUAACACCUUACGUGAGCCGUCGGCAAGGCUUUCGGCUGCGGCGGCUUUCCCAAUAAUUGUGCCUAACCGGAAACCGGCGAAGAUCUAUGACUGCUGUGACCACUUGAACGUUAGACCAAAGCGCGACGGUUGGCAGCAAUGGGCGAGCCGAUCCACCGAUCCCUUUGCGCCAAAUCGGAAGCUACAAUUGCUCAGUCCCAAAAUGCAUGAAGAACUCCGCAAUGCAUUGCACGACGAUGCGGACGGUUCGAAUCCCUCAUUGACCGCAACCCUCAUGCUGUGGACCAUGUACAAACUGGGCUAUGGAGUCCCGGGUGACGCGGUGCAAAGCGACAAGUACAUGCGCAAUAUCCUCCGCCUUACCGAAAAUUCGACCAUCGCACGCGGCAUUCGAUCCCAAUAUAUACAGAGCUAUUUCAGGUCCAAGAACAACGAGCCUACCACGUUGGAUCCUCAAGAGGCGCUCACUUGGGCUAUCCAAUCCCUGAGCGACGAGAUAACCACGGUAGCGUCCGUCAGUCCACCGUGCAUAUCAUCAGAAUUGUUCGAACUUCGUAUCGCGAAAGCCCUCGCGAAUCUUCACGAGAAAGCCAAGCUCAGGUUUCUGCGACUGUGCUCGUCAGCGUACAUCUACCACAGUGCUCGAAAACAAGCAAACCGAACGGACCCGCUUCUGCGGCAUCCAGAAGCGGAAGACUCUGAGGAUCUUCCCGAUUUCCGCGGUCCAUGGGCAGGCGUCCUACUUAGCGGCGAUCCCGAUGGCUUUGAACGGCUCGCGGAGACCGGUGCAUUGCCACCCGAACUGCGCUUAUGGAAUAAUAGCAUGGACUCAAUCCUAUGGCUCUUGGCUGGUUAUAAUAUAAGAGAGGGCGACGCCGCAAGAGGCUUCACCCAAGGUUUGCAGCAGAGGCAGACGGCAGCGCGAAAUCUGAUUCGAAUAUGCGCAGACUACGGCCUGGUCAGGCUGCUCAAACACCUUGCAGACAAGCACCGUGUCGAUAUCAACCAGAAACUGGACACUGGCUACAACACACUACAGGAAACUCUGGAGCAAGGCCGCAUCAACAAGGCUGUUUCACUGCUGGCAGUAGGCGCAGACCUCAACUCGGUCGCACACGAGGACUUUGUUCGUCACGUAUGUGGCGACGGUCACUGGGCGGCGAUAGAUUUCUGGACCCGGCUCAAAAAGAUUCAAGAAUCCCUGGUCGAUUCAGGGUCCAGCAACUUUUUGUUCAUACCCCACUACCGAGACAUUUUCCGAUUGUUCCGCGACGACAAUAUGGAUAUGACUGCUCAGCGCUUCGAAAGAGAUGUGGAGCCGAAAUGUGCGGUAAAUACUCUGUACUUCUCCAUUGUCGAGAACUGCUGGCAUGCAUUUCUGGCUCUAUUACAAUAUGGAGUCGACUGCUCCGCGCCAUGCAUGGGUUCCUUGAAUGCUCUUGAAACUUCGAUCAUCAUGAACCGGCCUUUACUUGUCGCCACGUUGGUUGGGCCAGAAUACGCCUCUCGCUUAGCGAAGAAAGACAAUGGCCAUUACUCCCUAUUCCAUCUCGCAGUUCUAGGGAAUAAGCGUUUCAAGGCCGAGAAGCCAUGGGUAUACGGCGAUCCCGAAGACUACAAAAGCGACAGGGAAGCUUCGCUGGCGGACGCGGGAAACCAUCAACAGAUCAUCUUGGAGCUCAUAUUAGAGAAUAAGUCCCCGCCCAUAGACGGGCGCGAUCGAUUCGGCUUAACACCGUUCCUAGUAGCGGUGUUAGAGGACAACAUGGUAGCCCUGAAGUGGCUAGAAAGGAACGGAGCAAACGGAAGCGAAGUAGCCCCCGACGGAUGCACAGCUUUGCAUCUCGCUGUUGCUGCCCAAAAUGAGCGGAUGGUCGAUCACAUACUAAGCGGAUAUCCGGAUCUGCUCGAGAAGAAAGACCUCACCGGACAAACGCCCCUGCACUUCGCCGCAAGCCAGUCGUCUCACGAUAUCGUGCAACGGUUGUGCCAAGCCAACCCGGAUUUCCUCGCCGUCGACAUGCACGGAAGAACUGCCCUGCACAUUAGCUUGGAUCUGGGACAACUAAAUGCAUUUGUGGUCCUCGUCUCCCAAAUCUGGGCUCGUUGCGAUCGCACUACGCUCCGUGCCCUGCUCAAUGCUCACGAUACCUUUGGACGAUCUUGCUACCACCUCAUCGCAAAGCUGGGUCUCGAAGCCGUCCAGCACAUCCGGGACAAUGUCGCGAUCAACGUCUUCCACCUCUACUGGCAUCCCGCGCAAACACAACCAAACACCUGGUCCGCGGCGCACUUCGCGGUUGUAGGCUGCCCGGACCUGCUCGCCAUAUACACCACCAAAGCCAAAGUCAGCGCGCCGGGCUACAUGGGCCUUUCCUGCCUGCAUCUCGCAUAUCUCAAAGGCGACCUGGUUACUGUGCAGCUGCUCAAUCACUGGGGCGCCGACCGCGAGAUGCGGGACGAGCUCGGAAGGAAGCCCAGGGACCUUCUCCCUCCCGAUGCGGAGCAAUUUCAGGCGAAGAAGUUGAAGCUGCUGAACGCGAUGAGCGCGCCGGCGAGGCUGGCUAUGGAGGAAGAAAUGGAAGCGAGGCUAGGUGUUUCGAUUGUGGAGCGGAGAGCGAUGGCGAAUGCUGGCAUGGCGGAAGAGGUGGGACUGCGGGAGUAUCUUCCCGAGUUCACACCACCGAGCGUUCUUCCGGGGAGGGCUGGGGAUGCCGAGGCGCUGAGUAUGGAGGACGUGGAAGGGGUUUUCGGAAAGCGCGAUACUGAUUCUCCUGGGGCGGGUACAAAGAGGGCUUCGGUUCUCAAGAAGGUCCGAGACGCGCUGAGCUCGCGCUCAUAG
This is a messenger RNA of Trematosphaeria pertusa, 4065 nucleotides long. RefSeq names its product ankyrin. The transcript has 4 exons. Gene Ontology annotation, biological process: protein phosphorylation. Bases 1 to 4065 code for a protein of 1354 amino acids. Lineage: Eukaryota; Fungi; Ascomycota; Dothideomycetes; Pleosporales; Trematosphaeriaceae. The record is from RefSeq and is a predicted model, not a curated record. Gene Ontology annotation, molecular function: protein binding; protein kinase activity; ATP binding.